Sabethes cyaneus is the source of this 1572-nucleotide messenger RNA. Its product is annotated as UDP-glucosyltransferase 2-like. Bases 1 to 1572 code for a protein of 523 amino acids. The record is from RefSeq and is a predicted model, not a curated record. Lineage: Eukaryota; Metazoa; Arthropoda; Insecta; Diptera; Culicidae. Gene Ontology annotation, molecular function: UDP-glycosyltransferase activity. The transcript is spliced from 3 exons.
AUGUUUCAAUUUCUGUUACUUUUAAUAGUGUCAAUUGGUUUUGGUAACGCUGCCAACAUUUUGUAUAUUGAUGGAGUUGCUUCACCGAGUCAUUUUAUUUGGCACCGUGCACUUAUGUACGGGUUGGCGGCAAAAGGUCACAAUGUGACGGCGUUGAGCGUAGAUGUUGAGUUGAAACCACCGCCGAACGUAACCUUUAUCAAAGUCGAAGGGGUGUACGAAGCUUUUCACGAGAACAAUACGGAAUUGACCGAUUUCUUGUCUAUGACAGAUAUCAACCCGUUUUCCAUGCUGUACUUGUUCAGCGAUUAUGUUACACAUGGUUGCGAGUUUUCGUUGAAAUCUAAAGGACUUCAACAGAUCUUGGAUUAUCCAAAAGAUUUUAAAUUCGACUUGAUUAUCAACGAUUAUCUUCAAGGUCCGUGCAUGGUUUCACUAGCCCAACAUAAAUUUGGUCGUCCUCCGCUUAUUGCUGCGACAGCAUUCCACGGUUUAACGACGACAACUUCAAUGUCCGGAGCUUACUCCUACUCUGGAAUGGUUCCAAACCACGAAUUUGAUGCCCCUGAACGGAUGACCUACUUCCAGCGAUUCAUGAAUUUCUUUUACAACCACUGGGAGGAACUUCUGAAGGACUAUCAAGUUACACCAGCUGUGCAUAAAUUAGUUCGACAGGUGAUGCCAGAUAUUCCGUACGUUGGAGAAUUUGAAAAGGAUACGCGAAUCGUUCUACUCAAUUCCAAUCCAAUUAUUCAAUAUUCGGAGCCUUCAAUGCCCGAGCCUUCAAUGCCCAACGUUAUCUCAGUCGGUGGAUUGCAAAUAAUUAAACCAAAAGAACUUCCAGCGGAUAUUAAAAGUGUGGUGGAAAAAUCCACAAAUGGAGUAAUUUUGUUUUCGUUAGGAACUAACAUUCGCAGCGAUUUAUUGGGUAACAAACGAAUCAUAGAAAUUUUGAGUGCAAUGAAGCAAUUUCCACAGUAUCAGUUUUUGUGGAAAUUUGAAUCCGAUAGCAUGCCAAUUGAAGUUCCGGAAAACGUCUACAUUCGAAAGUGGAUGCCACAGAAUGAUUUACUCGCACAUCCGAACGUAAAGUUGUUCAUCACUCAUAGUGGUCUUUUAAGUACCCAGGAGGCAAUUUGGCAUGGUGUUCCAAUAAUUGGAUUUCCAGUGUUUGCAGACCAAAACCGUAACAUAAACUACUGCUCCGAAAUGGGUGUGGGCAAACGUUUAUCAAUCGCCAAUGUUAACCGUAAUGAUCUUGCUAAUGCUAUUCGGGAGGUAAUGACCGAUAAAAGGUACCGCAACAAUAUGGCUCGUUUGUCAAAGCUUUUCCGGGACCAAAAGGAACAUCCCCUCGAUCGCGCUAUUUGGUGGGUGGAGUGGGUCCUUCGUAAUCCCGAUAACCGUAUUCUGCAGUCAAAUGCCAUAAAUUUGAGUUGGUUUGUAAAGUAUUCGUUCGAUGUUAUUGUGCCCUGCUUGCUACUGCUGGUGGCAGUUUCAGUAUUGGUCUGCAAAAUCAUUAGAAAAGUAUCACUUACAAAAGUGAAACCAGCGAAAUCGAAACACGAAUAA